GCCAAAAAGGGAAUCGGCGGCGGAACACUUCUCGAUUGCUCGCGAAUUUUAGCUUCCAAACUUAUCUGUGAAUUUCGUUGCAGCUCCAGUGAUGGCCACCAAGACUCACCUGGAAUCUGCACUGCUUUCUUCGUGCCGGGCGUGCCUGCAAAGCACCCCCGCCAACCAGAUGAUCCCGCUGGAUGAGCCGCGGGCCGAGUUCGAAGGAACAGUCGGCGAGUUUCUGGACAGUGUCGCGGAUGCAAUUCCGCCCGAUUUGUUACCGUUCCUACCGACGAGCGUCUGUGCGGGGUGUUACGAGACGCUGGAACAUUUGUUUAAACAACGCCGCAAAAUUGCGUUUGUAAACCAAUUCCUGGUUGGCCUAGUGCAGGGGUUGUUUGGUGAUAGAUCGCACCUCCAGACUCUGAUGGAAACCGAUGGAGAUCGGAUCGAGCAACUCUGUGCGGAGCAUGGCCUAGAGUACGGGCAGGAAAUAUCGGUCGAUGAUCUGCUAGAGGCGUUCUGUCCCAUCACACCGGAUGAACAACAUACCGGGGAAUCAGAGGAUUCAGAAGAACAUGAUUAUUCGGAACGAUCGUUGGUAAUGGAAGAUGAUUCUUCAAAGUUUGAAACACCCGAAGAACAGUUGCAGAUAGAAAUCGUGACCGAUGUCGUCGAAGAGCCCACCAGCGAUUCACCACAGCCUACGGAAAAUGUCUACUACGAAUCGAAUGCUCAGGACGAUGGUAACUGUGAUGAUUUUGAAGCAGAAAUCACAGUUACCAGUUCCGAGGAAAAUGGUGAACACAGCAGAGGAAAGAAAACCCGCCAGGAAGGCACGGCACGCUCAUCCAAACCAUUGCAACGUUACGCGUGCACCAAGUGCUCCUACAAAUGCAGCUACCUGAUGGCCUUCAAAUUACACUGCCAGAAGCACAUCGACAACGAGAAUAAGGGUGGGAAAGGAUUCCAGUGUCCGCAUCCCUAUUGCUUACGGAUUUUUGAUACGCAAGAGCUGCUUGACCAGCACCACGCGUCGGGCGAUCACGAGCGAUAUGUUUGUGAACUAUGUGGGUUGAAGCUGAAGCAUCGCACUACGCUCGAUAUUCAUCUGGAGCGCCACGGUGGGGUGGCCAACUUUCCCUGUUCCUACUGUUCGGCGGCUUUCUAUACGCAAACCGAACGCCAAAGUCACCUCAACUCGGUUCACACGGUCACUGAUCGAGUGAAGUGUGCUACGUGCGGUGACGUGUUUCGCAAUCGAAAGCUAUUGCUGCAGCAUCAAGCCUCGCACGAGUCGGAACGAAAGCACCAAUGUAACCAGUGCGGUGUUAGCUUCAAAUCGCCGCAUUACCUUAGCCGCCACGUUCGAGAGACCCAUGCAGAUUUUCGCUUCACUUGCACCUACUGCGGCACUGCCUAUCGCCGGAAGGACAAACUUCGAAUGCACAUCGAAAAGGCGCAUCUGAUACAAACAUACUUCGUAUGCGACAUUUGUGUACAAUCUUUCGAAACGGAGGAGGAGCUGCAGGAACACCGGGAACACCAUGCCAAUCCACAGCCCUUGGAAUGUGGCGUCUGUUUGAUCGCGUUCCUUUCCCAGCCCACGUAUGAGCAGCACGUUUGCCUAACGUACCUGGACAGUUACGAGUGCUGUGGGCGCGAUUUCCAAAAUCACAAUCUGUACAAUCGCCACAUGAACAUGGUGCAUGGGGUGAAGGUGAAUGCAAGAGUGCGCCCAAAGGCGAAUCUACUGAUCGGUCAGCAGCGUGCCCUUCGCCGUAAGCAAGCGCGAGCUCCCAGAAGCUGCACAAUAUGUGGCAAAGUGAUGAAAACGAUGACCGAGAAAAAGAACCAUGUAUGUUCCAUUGAUGAGGAGAUGUGUGCGGUCCCAGAUGUCAUCCAGCAGGAGACUCAAGAGCAUGAGCAAACAGACGAUCCGUAUGAAGCUGCAAACGAUGGUUAAGUUAAAGUUAAGAUUAGCGCCUAAACGACUGCCACGCCCUGUUUGUGCGCCUGGAGAUGUGGCUGAGAUAUUCCAGAGGAAGUUUUCAGUGGAAUUAUUGCUUUUGAAAUCGAUUAAUCCAAGUCCAAUAAACCUAUCUAGCACGUGUCUAUAAUCUCA
Messenger RNA from Anopheles aquasalis, 2107 nucleotides. RefSeq names its product oocyte zinc finger protein XlCOF6-like. Gene Ontology annotation, cellular component: nucleus. Gene Ontology annotation, biological process: regulation of transcription by RNA polymerase II. The record is from RefSeq and is a predicted model, not a curated record. NCBI's taxonomy places the organism in Eukaryota, Metazoa, Arthropoda, Insecta, Diptera, Culicidae.